Molecule: messenger RNA, 5092 nt
Organism: Syngnathus typhle (broad-nosed pipefish)
Lineage: Eukaryota; Metazoa; Chordata; Actinopteri; Syngnathiformes; Syngnathidae
Product: SEC14-like protein 1
Exons: 17
Coding region: 378-2612 (744 amino acids)
Biological process (GO): negative regulation of RIG-I signaling pathway
Cellular component (GO): cytosol; cytoplasm
Molecular function (GO): RIG-I binding
Source: RefSeq, a predicted model, not a curated record
CGCUAGGUUGGAGACAGGAGGAGGAGACUGAAACUGGAAGACGGACAUGGUCCUCCCUUGGUUGUCUAUCAUUCUCGACAGCAGGAAUUCUCAAAACUUGCUGACUGCCAGUCUGAUCGUGGUCCUCUCCGCGUCCCUUGCCAUCGGACCGCAAAGACAAUUGAUUCAGCAGCUACAUGGCUAGCCAGUACAGCGAAGCUAACGAGUGUUAGCUUGUGCGCCAGCUCAUCUCCCGGACCCCGGCGAAGUGGCGAAUCGAUGACAAGAAUGGCUACUUUACUUGGAUAGCCGAAGAAACAAACAAUAUUGCGCACAACUCAUUUCCAGGCAAGCACCCGGUUACAUAACUGGUUGUUGGUGUUACUGCAGUUCCAAACAUGGUGCAGAAGUACCAGUCGCCCGUGAGGGUGUACAAGUACCCCUUUGAGCUGGUGAUGGCAGCUUAUGAGCGCCGGUUCCCCACAUGUCACCUUAUCCCCAUGUUUGUGGCAAGCGACGUGGUCGAUGAAGAGACAAGUGAGGAUAGAUCUACUCAUAAAAUUGAGCGGCGCUGUGCCCUGGAUGUGGACGCCCCGCGCCUUCUCAAACGGAUUGCUGGUGUCGACUAUGUCUACUUCAUCCAGAAGAAUACACUCAAUCGAAAGGAGCGGACACUUCACAUUGAAUCGCAUAACGAGACCUUCUCCAACAGGGUCAUCAUCCAUGAGAUCUGCUGCUACUCUGUUCACCCCGAGAAUGAAGACUGGACUUGUUUUGAGCAGUCUGCCAGUCUUGACAUCAAGUCUUUCUUUGGCUUUGAGAGCACAGUGGAAAAGAUUGCAAUGAAACAAUAUGCCAGCAGCAUCAAAAAGGGAAAGGAAAUUAUAGAGUACUACCUAAAGGAGCUAGAAGAUGAUGGGAUCACUCAUGUGCCACGAUGGAGUCCAACCUCUCUCCCUCUGCCUCCCACCAGACCAACCAGUCUCUUUAGCAGCCCACCUCCUGACCCCAAGGAACCUGUCACUGCCGCUGUUCCCAUCCCUCUGACCAGUGAUGCCAUGGACAGCACCUCUCAGGAUGCUAAGCAGGACAGCGCCGGCCUUCAGGCAGAUAUUUUAACCGAGGUUCUGGCUGGCACACCGGAAGAUAAACUGGAUGCUGAUUAUAUCAAACGCUAUCUUGGUGAUCUUACACCCCUGCAGGAAAGCUGUCUCAUUAGACUUCGUAAAUGGCUGCAGGAGACCCACAAGGGAAAGGUGACAUGCAACUUUGCACAGAUUCCCAAGGAUGAACACAUCCUGCGAUUCUUACGGGCCAGGGAUUUCAACAUGGACAAGGCUCGUGAAAUUUUGUGCCAGUCGCUGACCUGGAGGAAGCAGCACCAAGUAGACUAUCUUCUUGAGACAUGGAGUUCACCACAAGUCCUUCAGGACUAUUACACGGGGGGUUGGCACCACCAUGACCGAGAUGGUCGGCCUUUGUACGUCCUGAGACUUGGCCAGAUGGACACCAAAGGACUGGUCCGAGCUCUUGGAGAAGAAUCUCUGCUUAGACAUGUGCUAUCUAUCAACGAGGAGGGGCUGAGACGCUGCGAAGAGAACACAAAGGUGUUUGGUCGUCCCAUCAGUUGCUGGACAUGUCUCGUGGAUCUGGAGGGUCUAAACAUGCGUCACCUGUGGCGACCAGGAGUCAAGGCCCUGUUGAGGAUUAUUGAGGUUGUAGAGGCCAACUAUCCAGAGACGCUGGGACGGCUGCUUAUCUUGAGAGCUCCCAGAGUCUUCCCAGUCCUUUGGACUCUGGUGAGUCCAUUCAUCGACGAAAACACACGCAAGAAGUUCUUAAUCUAUGCAGGAAACGAUUACCAGGGCCCCGGCGGCCUGGUGGACUACAUAGACAAGGAGAUUAUCCCUGACUUCCUGGGCGGCGAGUGUAUGUGCGAGGUACCUGAGGGUGGCCUGGUCCCAAAAUCGAUGUACCGCACUCCAGAGGAGCUUGAGAAUGAAGAUGUUCGUCUAUGGACUGAGACAAUCUACCAAAGCGCCAGCAUCUUCAAGGGAGCUCCACAUGAGCUCCUGAUUGAGAUCAUUGACGCCUCCUCAGUCAUCACGUGGGACUUUGACGUGUGUAAAGGUGAUGUGGUGUUCAACAUCUACCACUCCAAGCGUGCCCCACAGCCACCGCGUAAAGACCCGCUGGGAGCUCAUGGGAUCACCUCCCCAGGUGGCAACAAUGUGCAACUCAUAGACAAGUCAUGGACGCUGGGGCAAGAUUACAGUAUGGUCGAGUCCCCGCUGACCUGCAAGGAAGGAGAAAGUGUGCAGGGCUCCCAUAUUACACGCUGGCCAGGUUUCUACAUCCUCCAAUGGAAGUUCCACAACAUGCCGGCCUGCUCGGCCACCAAUCUGCCUCGGGUAGACGAUGUGCUGGCUACGCUGCAAGUUUCCUCGCACAAGUGUAAAGUCAUGUACUACACCGAGGUGUUGGGCUCGGAGGACUUCAGAAUGGCUUGCUGCGACGUGCAGAGUUUGGGUUCAAUGACCAGCCUGGAGUCGAGCCACAGUGGCUUCUCUCAACUCAGCGCUGCCACCACUUCAUCCAACCAGUCCCAGUCCAGCUCAAUGAUCUCCAGAUAGACAGCACUGUCUCCUACGUGGUGAUAACCCCAAGAACCUCUUUACUCUGACUUUAUUACUGUGGGUGUUGACCAGCAGACGACAAAUCGUCGGUCGGAAAAAAAAAAAAAAAAAAGAGACUGUGUUACCUCCUUUAAAAGGGCUUUUUUUUUCUUUUUUUUUUUUUUUUUUGCACAAAGGUCUUGGUGUCUGUGAUGGGCAACAAAUGAGACCAAGCAUUUAGAGAAUUUCAGUUUGUGGCUUAUUUACAGUGGAAAACUUUAAGGCUACACGCUGAACUGUUUGAUUUUUGGAGGUAAGAAGCAAUAUUUUCAUCCCAGGAGUGGCAGGUCUGAAAGGACAAAGUCACUGGAGGUGCCGUUAUGUACUGUACAUGCAUUUACGCCACUCCAAAAUUCUGCAGGCAAUAAUCAGAUGACGCACUACUCAUUCAUGUGCGCCACUGUAGCAGAAUGGAAGUUGUUACAUAUUGCCAUGCAACACGUAAAUGUUUGACAAAAAAAAUUGCUCUUGUUACGUUAACACAAAGAUGUUUUCAAUGUGGACAACAGGUGGGAAAUCCAGCAAACUUCUUUAAAAGUUACAUUGACAUUUUUUGAAAGAACUAGUCCUCAAAAACUUCGAAAUUGUUGCCCGCAACUCCAAUGUGAAUGUAGGAGUUGAUUGCACUUACGAAAACACAAGUUUACUCAGACCUGAUUCAGAUAUCAUGCGUAUGUUUUCAAAAAACACAAAGUUUCUGAGUGGGUGGGGUUUAUUAAAUCAUGGCAAUACAAAUUGAGUCAACGGAUGGUAAUUGCCUUUAAUUGAUGUUCGCUUAGUGUCCGGAUAUUCUCCUAGCAUCCUGACUUUCACGUGAUAGCUUCCUGUGGCAGGCCCCACCAUCUUUUGAUAACUUUAUCAUGCCAUGCACAGCAUACUUGACCAGCAUCUUACUCUUUAGUGCUUGAAGCAAUAACAAUACUGUUUGUAGUUAACCAUUGAGAUGUCCAUUGUAAUAGUGGUAAUGGUGAGGGCUGAUUGCAGGUGACCUUUAUGUAAUGCGGCAGGCACAAAGGCAAACUGAGCCAAGAUGUGUGUGAUUGCGUGUGCGUGUGUUUUAUUAUGGAAUAAAUAGAUCAUUCAUCUUUUUUUUUUUCCACUAUGGGCUCGGCAAGUUUGUGUUUGUGAGGGUGCUUGCGAUCACCAAAUUAAAGGACAACUUGCCUCAAUUAUACAAGGUCAUCAUCGUAAUCUGGCAGAGCUGCUCUCAUUUACAUUUUUUGGGGGGUGAGAUGUAAUUUGUGAGUGCAUUUCAAUGAAUAUCUUUAUUAUGAUGCUUAUCAUCUGAUUGUGUUUUAGUUAAAAAAAAGAUAUCAUGACUGUACACGUAUUAGUUGUAGUUAAGGAGUGCUACUGUUACUUGAUGGGGUUGAAACAGAGAGGUGUGUUACUGCAUGCACAUGGUACACGUGGUGACUGGGUUUAUCAGUUUGCAAUUUGUAAAUUAAUAGCCAUUUUUAAGAGCCAUUUGUCAAUAAACACCAUUUUAGCCUUUGUAAGACUCACAUAGAAACAGCUGCUCCAUUCAAGGUCAAUUAAUAAUUGUUAUUGUCAACAGUUUUACUAGUUAACUGGAUAAGAAGCAUUAAUGACUUGACUGUAAAUUGCCAACAGUCAUCAAAUGCUCUCUUUAUGGGCACUUAAUACUCGAGAAGAACUCCAAAGGAUACUUACCGUGCAUGUUUGAGAUACACGAAACUGUUUUUAACUCCAAAUGAAAGGUCAAGAUAUUUUUGUGUGGAAUAUUUGCAAUAAUGUGAAACGUUUUACCUCCUCAGAAUGAGGGCUAUCAUGUAUGGAUGUAUAAGAUUGAAUGCUGGAAACAGUAGUGAAAAGAAGACAGACCUGUAAAAUGUAUGUUACUGCACACACUCCCCCCCCUCCGGCGUACUUGGCCUUCGAAUCCCCUCCUGCCCACUCCGAAGCAUGUCUCGACUCAAACAGCCGUCUUCACCAUACCUUCUAAUUUUUCAUAGUGAUUAAUCCAGUUUCUUUAAUUGGUAUAGUGAUUAAAUAUGCAGAAAUAGAAGCAGACCCAAUUAGUCAAUAGUAUUGUUUUAUUUCACUUUGAGUGCACCUUAGAUUUGUAUAACUGCUUAGGUAAAAUUAGUAAUUGAAGCCAUGGGCAUAAAGUGUUCUUGAUCCAGUAUUUCAAUACCAUGUGAAUUCAAUGUUUGAGAUACCGGAGACCCUUCACGUUUUCUGUAUCCUGCCUCGUUGAUUUACAUCACGUGUACAUUUUCAAAGAUCUCUUGAGGGCUAUGAAACUCGUUUAUUAUUACUUUUCCAUGUGUUUGUACGUCCGCUUCCUAUUCUCACAAAGUUACAUAUCUCCUCCUAUCUUAAUGUGAGAUACCAUGUAAAAAGUACUUAUUUGAAUUGGUGAGAAUUUGCGCCUUUACUUUUCUGUUCUGAAAACAUUAAACUUGAAUUAAGUA